Frieseomelitta varia is the source of this 468-nucleotide messenger RNA. It is a transcript of the gene Ccdc56, whose product is annotated as cytochrome c oxidase assembly factor 3, mitochondrial. Bases 169 to 468 code for a protein of 99 amino acids. Gene Ontology annotation, cellular component: mitochondrial inner membrane. Gene Ontology annotation, biological process: mitochondrial respiratory chain complex IV assembly. Lineage: Eukaryota; Metazoa; Arthropoda; Insecta; Hymenoptera; Apidae. The transcript has 3 exons. The record is from RefSeq and is a predicted model, not a curated record.
UCUUCAUAUAAUACAUAUACUCCAAUAAUAUACACAUACAUAUGUAUAUAUGAAUUACAACGCAUGCGCCUGUGAAAUGUGAAAUAGAAUAACGUAAUCGAAGAAACAAACGUAGCAUACUUACAGAAUAACAACAAUAGUGCGUCAGAAGAGAAAGAAAUUUAUAAGAUGCAAUCUGAGAAAAAUGUCAAGAAUACUGACUUUAUGGAAAAGUUAGAUCUCGUAAAAGAUAAACACAAACUAAAAUACAGUGAUUUAAUGUAUAUAAAACAAGCAGAAGAAGCAGCUAUUCAAAGAGCAUCCAUAUAUAGAAAAAGACGUAAUAAUUGUGCCAUAGCAGGUUUUGCUUUAGCUGGUUUAUCUUUAGGAAUUUAUCUGUAUACCAUAUAUGCUGUAAGGCAGGAAACGUUUCUGAAUGAUCUGAAUGAACCUGAAAUAGUAAUUGAAAAGAAGAUUAAUAGAGCUUAA